GAAGCUGUCAGGCCUGGGUUCUGCGCUCUUACAUAAUAAUCAUGGAUAGUAGAAGACUGGUAUCCAUGAUAAUCAUUUAGGACACAGCUAAAUAUCAGUCUGGGCCCAAUAUCCCCUGGCGGGAGAUGACUGACAUACAGUCCCCGGAUGAACAUUCACACAAAGGACCCCAGGCUCUUUAUUCACUGCAAACGUGUCCGUAAGUAAAGUCGGUCCUGUCCGCUACUUUACCCUAUUUUCGUGUCACUAAAGAAAUGGAUGAGAUUGAUUUCACCACUCACCGGCAGUGGAUAUCUCCGAGAUGGCGUACUAUCUUGUAUCACUAAUGAAACUCAAGGCCAGACGCUUUCUUCAGUGUAUCCCGCGAAAGAUUCGAAGAUGGUCUCUGGGGCUGUUGCUGGUUUCUGCUCUCUUUCUGCUCUCAUCGAGAGUUAGACGCAUGCUUAAGCUUGGAAAAGGUUCUACCCAAGAUGAGAUCAACUACUUGGCGUCAAACAUGGAGGUGCGCUACGAUGUCCUCAGCAACCUUCUUCCGAUUCCAAACGGAUCCUUCCCUACUUUCUUGUCACAGAUUACUCUCACUAACAAGGGAAGUCUCCCCAUACGACACGGAAAUUGGGCUGUGUACUUCUGUAACAUCAGGCUUGUUGAACCAGAACACUUGAAACACAACCCCACUGGGUACGUUAUCCCGGGGAAUUACGGGAUCAAAUUCACCCACAUCAACGGAUGCAUUCACAAGUUCGAGACAACGAGUGAUUUCAAAGAAAUAGCUGCAGGCGAUUCUUUCACGUUCAAGUUCAAGGCAGACCAUUGGUCNAGCAACAUUGUUCAAUUUUGUAGGUGA
This is a messenger RNA of Orbicella faveolata, 847 nucleotides long. RefSeq lists its product as uncharacterized. Gene Ontology annotation, cellular component: membrane. Gene Ontology annotation, molecular function: polysaccharide binding; beta-N-acetylhexosaminidase activity. The record is from RefSeq and is a predicted model, not a curated record. Lineage: Eukaryota; Metazoa; Cnidaria; Anthozoa; Scleractinia; Merulinidae. Gene Ontology annotation, biological process: carbohydrate metabolic process; glycosaminoglycan metabolic process.